This is a messenger RNA of Linum tenue, 687 nucleotides long. Lineage: Eukaryota; Viridiplantae; Streptophyta; Magnoliopsida; Malpighiales; Linaceae. The record is from the annotation of a GenBank genome assembly.
AUGGUAGAGAGAUGGCGAAAGGAGACACACUGCUUCAAUUUUCAUAAAGGCGAGUGCACCAUCACACUUAAGGACAUCGCCAUCCUUACCGAUCUCCCCAUUGAUGGUGAUGUUGUUUGUGUGGACUCUACGGCACCACCUAAAGUUGUUGCCAAUAUGAGUGGUUGGCAACAUUUUAUAUGGACGGUCACCGGGUUGUGUCCGCCAGAAAAGGGAGAUCACGAUGCGGAUGGUAAUCCACCAUUGUCCAAGGGUCAAGUAUCCAUCACGUGGUUGACAGCGGAGAUCAGGCGUAAGCACAACCCUGAGUUCGGAGGGAUUCCCCUCACGGAGGAAAGUUCGGAGCGCGAUAAAGACAUUUAUGCACGUAUCUACAUCCUCGGCAUGAUCGGAGGAGUUUUCUUCCCCAAGAAAUCCAACAACCUAAUCAGCAAUUCAUGGUUGAAGAUCAUACUUGGUAGUUGGGAUGAUAUGGGAAACUUGAGCUGGGCAUCUGCUUGCCUAGCCCAGCUCUACCGAUCCCUAUGUAAUGCUAGUGCGAGAGCGGUGAAGGAAAUUGAUGGGGCAAUGUUCAUUGUCCAAUUUUGGGCUUGGGAGCAUUUGUCAUGGAUUGCGCCGAAGGUAGACCCCGACAAGGAAUGGGGACCCGACCAUCCCCUACGACAUGAAGCUUAUGGUUGUAGGUAA